Messenger RNA from Neolamprologus brichardi, 4340 nucleotides. RefSeq names its product solute carrier family 7 member 1a (gene slc7a1a). Gene Ontology annotation, cellular component: plasma membrane. The record is from RefSeq and is a predicted model, not a curated record. Lineage: Eukaryota; Metazoa; Chordata; Actinopteri; Cichliformes; Cichlidae. Gene Ontology annotation, molecular function: L-arginine transmembrane transporter activity; L-ornithine transmembrane transporter activity; L-lysine transmembrane transporter activity. Gene Ontology annotation, biological process: L-ornithine transmembrane transport; L-arginine import across plasma membrane.
GGCUAUUUAUGGAAUGACUAUUAGGUCUUCUUCAAGCCAGCCAUUUUCCAAAUGUCCAGAAGUUUCAUAUUUAUGGUCUAACUUCAUUGGUUGAAAGGGCUUACACCCCUUUUUUGUUCAGUUCCUCCCUUCCACUUCUUUAACAUAUUAUCCAAAGUACCCUGCCAAAUACUUUUUAAUGUGUCUUACAAGGGACCAUGCUUUAUAUUGCAUACUGUUAUAAAUGUAAUAUGCAACUACAAUGCUGCUGUUAUAUUAGUCUAUGUACAAGAGUUCUUCUGGUAGAAAUGCAUUUAUUAAGUCAUCCGAAGUCUGCAGGAAUUAAGUCUGCACAUGUGUGCACGUGUGUGCACGUGUGCCCGCUGCUUGGAAUAGCCAAGCCAUGUGAUUCUUCUGGAGUCUAUUUCAGAUCACCUACUGUCCAAAGCCCCACAGUCUUCACAGCAGCUUAAAGAAAAGUUAACAAAUGCACAGUUUAAUCCUUCUGUCGUCACUUAUCAUUUCAUCAGGAGUUGUUAGGUCGAGUGCUGAAGUGUACCUGUAGGUGUGUUUGAGUUGUGACCUCUGAACCCCUAAACCUAUUGCUGAGACCAGAGUGUGAUCCAUGGCUAUAAAGAGCCUUCUGCACGCUGCUUCCACUUUCAGGAAGCAGCUGAUGAGGGUGAAGGUGGUAAACUCUAACUGCGAGGACUCCCGUCUGUGCCGAUGUCUCAACACCUUUGACCUGGUAGCACUCGGUGUGGGCAGUACAUUGGGUGCUGGUGUUUAUGUGCUCGCUGGUGCUGUUGCAAGAGAGAAUUCUGGUCCCGCUAUUGUGCUGUCAUUCCUGAUAGCAGCUAUAGCGUCAGUGUUAGCCGGGCUUUGCUACGCUGAGUUUGGAGCCCGUGUUCCCAAAACAGGCUCGGCUUAUCUGUACUCCUAUGUGACUGUAGGGGAGCUGUGGGCCUUCAUCACUGGAUGGAAUCUCAUUCUCUCCUACGUCAUUGGUGCCUCCAGCGUGGCUCGUGCAUGGAGCGCCACCUUUGAUGAGUUGAUAGGGAACCCCAUAGGGCAGUUCUGCAGACAGUACAUGGCCCUGAAUGUACCAGGAGCACUGGCAGAGUAUCCUGACAUAUUUGGUGCUUUCAUCAUAAUCAUUCUUACAAGUCUGCUGGCAUUUGGGGUCAAAGAAUCAGCAAUGGUGAACAAGGUCUUCACUUGUAUCAAUGUCCUAGUCUUGGUGUUCAUGGUGAUCUCUGGAUUCGUCAAAGGCACUAUUAAAAACUGGCAGCUAGACCCUGAAGAGAUCCUACAUGCAAGUUAUACAACAAACAGCACCAAUGUGACAGACGUUCUGCCAAGCGCAGAGAGUUUAGGAAUCGGCGGCUUCAUGCCAUUUGGAUUCACCGGUGUCCUGUCAGGAGCCGCUACCUGUUUCUAUGGAUUUGUGGGAUUUGACUGCAUUGCUACCACAGGUGAAGAGGUGAAGAACCCCCAGCGAGCCAUUCCUUUUGGUAUCGUAUCCUCAUUGCUCAUCUGCUUUGUGAUCUACUUCAGCGUUUCUGGUGCUCUCACCCUCAUGAUGCCAUACUACCUGCUGGACAGCAACAGCCCUCUGCCUACAGCUUUUAAUUAUGUGGGCUGGGGGGGCGCGAAAUAUGCUGUAGCUGUAGGCUCUCUUUGCGCUCUGUCUACAAGUCUGUUGGGUUCCAUGUUCCCCCUACCUCGUAUCAUCCUUGCUAUGGCGCAGGAUGGCCUGCUCUUCUCCUUCUUGGCCAACAUCAGCGAGAGAAAAUCUCCCGUAACAUCUACUGUUGCUGCCGGGGCUAUAUCUGUUGUCAUGGUGUUAAUGUUCGAGUUGAAGGACCUGGUGGACCUGAUGUCGAUAGGGACGCUGCUAGCCUACACAUUAGUGGCUGCCUGUAUCCUGGUGCUCAGGUACCGGCCCAGCAUGGGUUACCAGAUUGUCAGUAGCCACGAGGAGAUGGAGUUGAAUGAGGGCAACAUCCUGCCCGGUAUGGAAGAGAGGCUCAGCUUCAAAACCUUGCUGUUCCCAGACAACCCCACACCAUCCAAACUGUCAGGCUUCACUGUCAACGUCUGUGUCUUUCUCCUCGGAAUGCUGAUGCUGGCAUUCAGUGUUCUGGCAUCUUAUGGAGAUCUUGCUUCGUGGAAUUUGGUAGCCCUCAGCGUCAUCUUCAUGAUGUGUCUUUUCGUGGUCUUCAUCAUCUGGAGACAGCCCCAGAACCACACUAAACUCUCCUUCAAGGUGCCCAUGCUGCCCUUCAUUCCAGUGAUCAGCAUGUUUGUCAAUAUCUACCUGAUGAUGCAGCUUGAAGAACGCACUUGGGUUAAAUUCUCAAUCUGGAUGGCCAUAGGUUUCGCGAUCUACUUCGGCUAUGGUAUCCAUCACAGCACCCUGUCAGCUGCAGCUCAUUCGACUCCGGACACAGAGAUGAUGGGCUUAGGGCUUAACCACAAGUCAGCAUCACCAGAAAAGGAAGCCUUUCUGUCCAAUGGCAUUGAUGUAAGGGAAGAGAAUGAUGGAGGUUUGUAGGAAUUUGCAAAUCUCCAUCAUCAGAUCACGCUGCUUCCAAGACAUGCAUCCUUGAUAGCCAGCAGUCAGUCUGUGUCAGCCCACUGGCAGAACUUUCUUUUAGGGAAGGUAAAGAUAAAUACCUCAUACCUAAAAUUCACAAACUUCUGACUUACUUCUUCAGCUGCAGUGAGAACACAGCCAUAACUGACAUGUUCUGUAUUUUGCAAUAAGGUUCAGAUUCAAGUGCCAAUUAUUACUUGACUAUCAGGAAUUAGGGCUUAUGUUGGAGAAACAGAAUACAUCAUUGUCUUAAAGAGGUUGGGGGGGGCAUAGUCUCUGUUUCUUUUCAUAUUGGGUUGUACUUAUGUCUACAACCUGUGUCUGAGCCACAUUUUUGACAGCAGGAAUAUGUACAAAAGCCAAUGUGUGGGUGCCAGAAAGGUCUGCAAUGAUCAAUGAUGGAUGGAUUUUUGUUGUUGUUGUUGAUGAUGAUGAUGUUUGUUUGUUGUAUCAAAAGUUCAUCAGUUAGGUUCAUGAGUUUUUGUUGGACAAUGACACAUUUUUUAGUGCUUUUGCCUCCAUUCUGUACCAAGAAAUUUUAAAUCAAAUGAUCAAGAUGUGAAUCAAGGGAAGUGCAGACUUUAAUUCAAAGUGUUUAUACAUAGGUCUGAAUUUAAUUAUCAGGGGGGAAAAACCCUGGAGAAAUUAACAAGGGUUGCUUUUAAUAACUGGGCAAAAAUCUUUUACAGUCAGUGAUGGUCUGACAUCCAGAAAUUAGUUCAGUUUUUUCUUCUGAAAGUGUAAACUAUCCUAUGUUGGCUUGAGGUAACUGAUAUGGCCAUUAAAGAACAUAGCCUUUCUUUGCCUUGAGAAAGUUGCUUUUGCAGAAUGUGUUUGGUCAUUAUCCAGUUUGCACUGCGAAGUGUCCAUUGUACAACCGGGUUGAAUUGGAUGUAGAGUACAGCCCUGCAUGCUUCACAGUUCAUCCUGCUACUUAUAUCAGCAGCUAAAUUGUCAUCAAUAAACUCUAGUAAACUGGUUCUAUUGGCAGCCAUACAUGCUCAUGCCAUAACACUGACUCCACCGUGUUUGACAGAUGAUGUGUUAUGCUUUGGAUCAUGAGUUGUUUUUUUCCUGCUUCACUAUCCUUUUCCCAUUAUUAUUUGCUUUAUUACUUGGCAUAUCUGUGACAUAAUUAUUCACUAGCAGAAAUCUAUGGUCAGCUCAUUGUCUGGAUGUAUAAAAGCACCGUUUCUAUAUGUGAAAAAUUUUCAUUGAUGCCUUUUGAGGUCCAAAACUUGGUCCUCAUGUUCAGUUGUGGUUUAACAGUACAGUUUUAAUGCAGUGGUAUGUUUGUUUAUAUCUUUGUUUUCUCAAGCAGCAAUCAUGAAACAUUGUAAAGCAAAGGUCUGCAACGCAGAAUGUAAUACACAAACUAAUGUUCCAGGAGUAAAUCUAACUUCUGAAUCUUUGUACAUGUUUAGGAUGAAGGCAAUGACAGUUUCAGAUUUUCAGUUCAUGUCCUCCAACUUUAAGUGACAGUGGAUUUUCACAGUGCUGGCUGCUGUAUCUUUGCAUUUGUGGUUUGUAGCAUGUAUUUUCUAAUACAAAAUAAGAGAGGCCAAAUUUUUACCACUUGUUUGUUUUUUCUAAUCAAAUGAAAUGUCUCUUUUGAGGAAGUUAUAUGUCCGCCAUUCAUUUUACAUGUUUUCUCCUGUUUAUUGAUGUGUUUUAAUACCCAUGCUGAAUUUUUACAAAUGUAAUUGGAUACUGUUUGGCUGAGUUUUACACCACUGUCAUUAAAAUAUGUGACACACACAAA